Penicillium verhagenii is the source of this 534-nucleotide messenger RNA. RefSeq lists its product as uncharacterized. The record is from RefSeq and is a predicted model, not a curated record. The coding region runs from base 1 to 534 and encodes 177 amino acids. The transcript is spliced from 2 exons. Lineage: Eukaryota; Fungi; Ascomycota; Eurotiomycetes; Eurotiales; Aspergillaceae.
AUGUCUGACCCUAACUCCUCCACUCUCGGCUCUUAUGUCAACUCGGCCACAGGUGCUGCUCAGCGUGCCGUUGGCUCUAUCACUGGCAACUCCUCCACUCAGGACAAGGGUGAAGCAGCCAAGGCUCAAGCCGAAGAACAACACGAAAACUCCCACACAACCGCUAAGCUCGGCCCCGUGGCCGCAGAUCCCAACACCGGCGCCACUGCCACCGAUGACCCCAACCGCUCUAACGGCUCCUGGGACCAGACCGUCGGCUCAGCCAAGGAGUCCUUGGGUAACCUGAUCGGCAACGAGGGCUUGCGCAAGGCUGGCGUUGAGCAAAACGCUGCUGGCAAAGAGCAGGAGGCUCGUGGACAGCUCAAGGACUGGGGUCAGGGAAUCCAGAACCGCGCCCAGGGUACCCUUGGUGGUGUCGCUGCUGCUGUUACUGGUGACCGCGAAGAGGAGAAGAAGUACCAGGAAAUGCACGAUGAGGGCAAGGUCCGUCAGCGAGGUGCUGAGGCUGAUAUUGCCAAGCGCCAGGGUGCUUAA